AUGCAGCAACUGGGCCAGCUACAGCACUCGGUGGAGUUGUGGCGCGGCCUGGGGAGCCAGGUGGCGGACCUGCUGGAACUCACGUCGCUGGCGAUAGAAACCGGCGACGAGAGCGUGGCUGACGAGUUGUCCGUGGAAACGGCGGCGGCGGCGGCGAGCCUGGCGAAGGCGGAGAUGGCCCUCACCCUGUCGGGCCCCUAUGACGAUCGUCCGGCGAUCUUGACCAUCCAUUCGGGGGCCGGAGGCACGGACUCCCACGACUGGGUCGAAAUGCUGACCGGUAUGUACGCCGGUUGGGCCACCACGGGCAGCCGGCCGGUUCAAGUGCUGAACACGGCAUACGGCGACGAAGCGGGUUUGCGGACCAGCACGCUGGAGAUCGGGGGGCUACACGCUUUUGGCUACCUGAACGCCGAAGUCGGAGUACACCGCCUGGUGCGCAUUUCCCCCUUUGAUCCGGCGCGGCGGCGCCAGACAUCAUUCGCCCGCGUGGAGGUGCUGCCGUCGGCGGUGGACGAUGACCCAGAGGUAGAGGUGCGGGCAGACGACCUGAAGAUGGAUUUCUUUCGUUCCAGCGGGCCCGGCGGGCAGAACGUGCAGAAAGUCGCGUCGGCGGUGCGCCUGACCCACAUACCCACCGGGAUAGUGGUCACAUGCCAGACGGAGCGAUCACAGCACCAGAACCGGGAUUACGCGAUGCGGAUCCUGAGGGCCAAGCUCCUGGCGCUGCGCGAAGAGGAACGGGCCCAGGAAUUGUCAGCCCUGCGCGGCGACCGGGUCUCGGCCGAAUGGGGGAAUCAGAUCCGCAGCUACGUGCUGCACCCGUACAAAUCGACGGAUUCAUCGAAGCCUGGCUGGUGA
This is a messenger RNA of Geodia barretti, 861 nucleotides long. NCBI's taxonomy places the organism in Eukaryota, Metazoa, Porifera, Demospongiae, Tetractinellida, Geodiidae. The record is from the annotation of a GenBank genome assembly.